AUGUUCCGUAUGAUGGAAGAGUCGACAGGGUGGCAGUACCUUCGAGGCGACGAAUUAGGGUUGAUCGGUGCGCGUCGGCGAGGGAAGUACACGAACUUGCCGUUCGUAGUGGACAUCUGGUAUUUCUUGAACGGUGGUACGGGGAGAGUCAUCAACGUCAUCAUCACGGAUAACAGGUGGAUGUCGAAGUACCGGGAGCGCGGGUACCGAGCAUUCGCAGAGGGUGGUAUCCAGUUGAAAAAUCCCAAAAAACGCGGUAAUUACCGCGUUUUAGAAUUUCCAGUUACCGUGAAUUAA
Molecule: messenger RNA, 297 nt
Organism: Coprinopsis cinerea okayama7#130
Lineage: Eukaryota; Fungi; Basidiomycota; Agaricomycetes; Agaricales; Psathyrellaceae
Exons: 3
Coding region: 1-297 (98 amino acids)
Source: RefSeq, a predicted model, not a curated record